This is a messenger RNA of Penicillium verhagenii, 1884 nucleotides long. Its product is annotated as Lipase class 3. Gene Ontology annotation, biological process: lipid catabolic process. NCBI's taxonomy places the organism in Eukaryota, Fungi, Ascomycota, Eurotiomycetes, Eurotiales, Aspergillaceae. Bases 1 to 1884 code for a protein of 627 amino acids. The record is from RefSeq and is a predicted model, not a curated record. The transcript is spliced from 7 exons.
AUGUUGUCUCUUACACAAUUGUGGAUGUUUGGUGCAGCAGCAACACUGGCUGUUGCUUUGCCUGCUAACCUAUUCACUAAUCGAGAUGUCAGUGCAUCUACUUUUGACUCCCUCUAUCUUUUUGCCCAGUACUCUGCAGCUGCAUACUGCGCAGGCAAUAUCGACGCCACCAGCUUUGGUGAAUCGAUCACUUGCUCAGCUGGAAACUGUCCACAGGUGCAGUCAGCGACUACCAAGACCAUAUAUGAGUUUAACGAAACAAACGACUUUGGGGAUACUGCUGGUUUCCUCGCUGUAGAUGAGACCAAUGAUCUGAUCGUAUUGUCUUUCCGUGGAAGCACAGAUAUCAGCAACUGGAUUGCGAAUCUGGAUUUUGUCUUCAACGAUGACAGUGGACUUUGUUCGGGAUGUGAUGUUCACAGUGGCUUCUGGUCAGCCUGGCUGACUGUUGCCGACGCUGUUACAGCCAAGAUCGACUCUGCACAGAGCUCAUACCCGGACUAUCAGCUUGUGCUGACUGGUCAUAGUUUGGGUGCUGCGCUUGCUGCAUUGGCGGGAACCGCGCUCCGUAAUGCUGGAUAUACGUUAGAUCUGUAUACAUAUGGUCAACCGCGCGUGGGCAACGAUGCUUUGGCCGUAUAUAUGACUGCCCAAGGUAGUCUUUGGAGAACUACUCACACAGAUGACAUUGUACCCCGGGUUCCCCCAGAGGUUCUUGGCUAUGCGCACGCAAGUCCGGAAUAUUGGAUCACUAGCGGCGAUGAUGUGACUGUGACUGAUGAUGAUAUCGAGGAAAUUGUGGGCGUUGACUCCGAUGAUGGCAAUGCAGGAGAAGCAGAUGAGAGUAUCGAUGCGCAUUUGUGCGGACCUCAGAGCCCGCGCCGUCGCAAUCGGAUCAAAGCUAUCUUUAUCACAAUCAGCAUCGUCCUCGCACUUUAUUUCCUAUUCUUCGCAGGACCCGAAUCACCCACCAAAGCUGCUGUCAACAAUGACCGACCGAGCUAUGCGCAACGUCCCACCCCGAAAGCAAAGACCGACUCCAUAGACGAGCAGGCUCGUCCCGCAAUCCGGAAACGAAAGGAGAUGGUCGUGGCCAGCAUGAAGAGUGACGACACCGCCUGGAUCGCCGAGUACUUCCCGGACUGGUCACGAAGCAUCUACGUGGUAGAUGACAAGAAAGCCACGUUAACGGUUACGAAGAACAAAGGACGGGAGUCAAUGGUCUAUUUAACGUACAUCAUCGACAAUUACGAAAACCUUCCCGAUGUCAUGCUAUUCAUCCACUCAUUACGCUACCAAUGGCACAACGACGACCCAUACUACGAUGGAGUUCCCAUGCUCCGCAAUUUCCAGAUCCCCUAUUUGCAGAAAAUGGGAUACGUCAACUUGCGCUGCGUCUGGACACUCGGGUGCCCCGAAGAAAUCCACCCAUUGACAGAUACACACCGCGACGAUGUUCACGCAGGCGAAUACUUCAAAACUGGAUUCAUGGAGCUAUUCCCGGAUCAGCCUAUCCCCAACGAGGUGGGCGUAUCGUGCUGUGCGCAAUUCGGCGUGACCCGGGAUACCAUUCGCGCGAGACCGAAGAGCGAGUAUGAACGAUUCCGCGUCUGGCUUGCGAAUACAAGCCUGGGGGAUGAUUUGAGUGGUCGGAUCAUGGAGUACUCAUGGCACAUGAUCUUCGGACGACCACCCGUUCAUUGCCCCGCAGCUGGGGAUUGCUACUGUAAUGUCUUUGGCUUGUGCAACCUGAAUUGUCCCAAUGAUGCGGUAUGCGAUAACCGCUAUGUGCUACCACCCUUCUCCUCGUUACCGAAUGGUUGGCCCUACCUUGGAUGGGAGGGCCAGGAGCAAGACCCAACCUACGGACUUCCUGCAUCGUGA